AAUCCACACAACCCCUUCUCCUUUUUCUUCUACCAAACACAGCUAAAAGUCACGGCUCUCUCCCUCUCUCUCUGUGUCCCGAGAGGUCCGUGAAUUGUGGAGUAUACCAACUCGUAUACAAAUUGGAUACACCCACCGCACCACCCGCCACGUGGCGGUGCGCCCCACAGUUUCAGAAAAAGAAGCAGAAAUCGUAAAAAAAAAAAGCCCCAGUUCAAGCGUUCUUCUGGUUCCCAAGGAGAGAGAGAGGACGGCCGCCACCGACGAUCCCCAUCACCAACUCCAACCAGCACGUCAGCGGCUCCACCUCGCGAGAAUCGCCAAAACCGUACACGCACGGUCAAAUCGCCAAGGUGUUGAAUUCAUUGCCUUCCCGAUUGAAUUUCAAGAGGAUAGUUGGCGUAAGUUCUUGGCACAAUCAAAGAUGUCAUUGGAUUCAUUAUCUCUUACUUAUCAGUUGAGUUGUAAAAGUCAAAAGUCUGUAACGAGUGAAACUGGAAGAAGCCCUAAAUGCAUACUGCCCAGACUUGUGAAAUUACAGAAAUAUCCCACUAAAAGCAGAAGUUCAUCAACGACAUGUUUGGCCACUAGGAAUGGUGGGUUUAACCAGCAGUCUCAUGGGAUUGGCAACAGAGAUGGUGUAAUCAUUGUUGACCAUGGGUCGCGUCGAAAGGAAUCCAACCUUAUGCUAGAUGAGUUUGUGGCGAUGUUUAGAGAAAAAACGGGUUACCCAAUCAUAGAGCCUGCUCAUAUGGAGUUGGCAGAGCCGUCAAUAAGAGAUGCAUUUGGUUUGUGCGUUAAACAAGGUGCCAAUCGGGUGAUUGUAAGCCCAUUUUUCUUGUCUCCAGGACGACACUGGCACAAGGACAUUCCAUCCUUAACAGCUGAUGCUGCCAAGGAGCAGCCAGGUGUGUCAUAUGUUAUAACAGCACCUCUUGGCCUUCACCAACUACUUGUGGAUGUUGUGAAUGAUAGAAUAAAACACUGCUUAAGUCACGUAGCUGGAAUUGCGGAGGAGUGUUCAGUUUGUGCCGGCACUGGAAAAUGUCGCCUCUAUUGAGUAACGGGAAGUGGUAAAAGAGAGUUCACCGAGGUUCUCUAGAACACGGAUGCCUGCAGGUGUGAGGAAAACAAUUAGGUCGCCAUCUGAUUGCUUUGUGCCCUCAUUGGAACAAUAUCUUUGUUGGAAGUGAACAAGAAGAUGGAUGUUUCAGAAUCGGUUGUUGGAAGGCUGCAAAGACUCGUGCAAAGACCCGAGGACUAGAUAAUCUGCGCUGUGAUUUGAUUUUGUGCAAAUCGUUUCAGUUUUAGAAACUUGAUGUGAUUGUUUCCAGCAUCUCAAUUUGCUAACCUCUUUCCAAUUUAUACGAAAGAAAUGUCGAACUUGUUCUUGAUUCGGGACAUGCUUGGCAAGAAAUGUAUUUUCUACCGUGUUUUGUUUGGCUGAAA
Messenger RNA from Rhododendron vialii, 1449 nucleotides. Its product is annotated as sirohydrochlorin ferrochelatase, chloroplastic. The coding region runs from base 425 to 1060 and encodes 211 amino acids. The transcript is spliced from 7 exons. Gene Ontology annotation, molecular function: lyase activity. NCBI's taxonomy places the organism in Eukaryota, Viridiplantae, Streptophyta, Magnoliopsida, Ericales, Ericaceae. The record is from RefSeq and is a predicted model, not a curated record.